GACAGAACCAACAACAACAACCACGGAACCAACAACAACAACAACGACAGAACCAACAACAACAACCACGGAACCAACAACAAAAACCAUGCAACCAGCAACGACAACGGAACCAGCAACAUCAACCAUGGAGCCAACAACAACCACUGUCGCGACUACUACAGCCAGUGACAAUGCAAUCAAAGUGUGCAAACUGGAACCGAAAGACUGCAAGACCAUGUCCCUCAACUUGACGGGCUGCUUCUGCUACUGCCCCCACAAGUCCCACCCUACUAACACCGGGAUGUUCAUCAUGUCCGUGGGCCCCGUGGAGUACGCAAUGUACUGCCCCUACGGACUGGUGUGGAAUCAGGAGAAGUGCAUGUGUGACAACCCCCCAACCAAGGCCUCGGCAGUGGACGCUAUCAAGGCACUGCCUGCCUUCACCAGUGGUUGCAAGACACUCGUCAACUAUGUUUACAACGCUACAAGCAACGCCUAUGAAGACGGCAGAAACUUCGUCCGCCAAGAAAACAACAUCAACAAAAUACAAGUCGUGCAAUCAGAGGGUGCAACGGUAAACAACAACGCUGCUGACUUCGUCUACAACUCCAUCGACAUCCCCUACCUCAACGGCAACGAUCUAACAGACACGGCUUUUAUCGAAGUCCGCAUUAAGCCGGUCGCUGACCGCGACAACGUCACAAGAGUGAUCUUGUCCAACGGCUGCGACAUCAACUCCACCGGCGAGACGUCGGUGAUCAUGUCGUUCAACGCCGAGGAGGGCAACUUUUAUGUCGCUGUCAGGACCGACUACUUGUCCAAUGGUGUUUGUGAAAACAUGGAAUCGGAUGUCAACGGCUGGUACAAGCUGACACUGUCUGUGAAAGAUUCCGACACUAGAUUCCUCGUCAAUGAUCGGGAGUGUCUGACCUUCAAGGGUAGAGGAAACAUUGCCAAGACAACUUGUAACUUGUCAAUCGGAGGUGACCCCUUUAUGUCCGACUACAGCCAAGACUUCAAUGGCUACAUCGACUACGUGAAGGUCAUCAAGCACUGUUCCACGGAACCGCCAAAGUAAACACGCACCACCCGAUCACAUGCGGAUCAUUUAAUAAGAAAACCAUCACACUGAAGCAUUGAUAUAAACUCCAAUCAAAGCAAAUAAACGGACCCAACGAAGUUACAUUGCCAGAUGUUGCUCAUUCAAAAUCACUCAACACUUCAGACAACGAGAAGAAACUGCAAAUUUAUAUUUAGAUUGCCCUCGCCUAGCAUAAUGCUUUGCAUAAUACAUCUACCGUAAUGAUAUAAAUGUAACACGUGAAUCAGAGUGUGUCCUAAUUAUUGUCCUAAUUUAAGUAUUGUUCAAUUAAUUCAAUGGAAAACAAACCUUCGUGUUUAUAGUUCAUUUUGGGUAAACCAUGUUGUCCCUUGUCGUGUAGUUUGAAGCUUAGGGCAGGCCCCGGCAUAGGUUUGUGUUGCUGUAGUUAAGAUAUUGUUGUUUUUAAGUUGGUAUUGAACAUAAUUAGGACGAAUCCCGAUGUGCUCUGGAUUCGGAGCGUCCUUUUGAAGGCGUAUACGAGUUGGAUCCCUGUGUUGUAUACCGUGCUGUUGUUGUCAUGUGUCCUUAUGUAUGUUGUCACAGAUGAUGUUGAAUGUUGUCGAGGAAUUUGUUGGAUGUUCGUCUAUUUUUAAAUUAUUUUCUCAUUUGCAAUUUGUAUGUGAUAAUGUACAUAAAUGGAAAUACAUUUGCUUUCUACA
Molecule: messenger RNA, 1743 nt
Organism: Haliotis rufescens (red abalone)
Lineage: Eukaryota; Metazoa; Mollusca; Gastropoda; Lepetellida; Haliotidae
Exons: 6
Coding region: 89-1060 (323 amino acids)
Source: RefSeq, a predicted model, not a curated record